Molecule: messenger RNA, 2061 nt
Organism: Mytilus trossulus (common blue mussel)
Lineage: Eukaryota; Metazoa; Mollusca; Bivalvia; Mytilida; Mytilidae
Product: endoplasmic reticulum membrane-associated RNA degradation protein-like
Exons: 16
Coding region: 96-1832 (578 amino acids)
Source: RefSeq, a predicted model, not a curated record
AAAGUUUAGAAAGUACAGACAGUGAUGAUUAUUUUGAAAAGUGUAUUUUUGGACUUGGUUUUCUUUUUAAUGAAUGUGAACAUUGUGUGAACGAAAUGGCAAUAGAUGACCUUCUGCAUCAUUACAGCGUUCUUAUAUCUUGGACAGGUCAAGAACAGGUCAUCAAAGAAUGUUUCAGGCUACUUAAAACUGAGAAGUUAACAAAUAAUUAUUUAGCUCUUCUACUGGUUACUUCUUGUCUAGAAAGAGCACUGGGAGAUGUGUAUUUGUUAGAGAAUACCAUUUGUCCUUCCAUGUUAAAAGAUAUUCUAUCAUCAUCAACACUCAAGAAAAUCAUUGGACCAACUGUUGUACAAGUUUUAAGAGCUGUUAUUGGUCCACCAAUUUCAUUGAAUCUAAGGAAUGUUAUUUGGCAUGGAUUUCCUACAGAACAAGAAAUUUCAAAAAGAUACACAUGUUUUCUGUUAAUAGUGUUACCAAGUCUAGUCCAAUUUGUAAGAGGAGAUAUUCCUCAUCGAUCACCAGUAAUUUUUCCUCAAGACAGACAGUAUGCAGAGAUUUUGCCAGAUAUAAUUGACAUGACAUCAGAAGAGAUGAAGAUAUUACUGCAAACCAGUAGCUUCAUACCUAAAUACCACCUAACGCUAUGGAACCACUGCAUAGACUUGUAUUACACUGAUAAACCAGGCCUGGCUAUAGUUUUGUUGUUACCACUGUUAGAACAUGCUCUCAGAUGUCAGUUUUCCAUCGUAAACAAAUGUCCAGGAAGAACCAUUACAGCUGAGGCAACAACAUUAUAUACUACUCUUGAUGAGAUACUAGAUCAAUAUGUCACAGAAAAUGUAGAAAAUAAGCUUCCAUGGGAGUUUGGUGAGCCUGUUAUGGAAAUAUUAAUGGAUUUGCUAACAUAUCCAAGUGGACCACGUGUACGAGACAAACUAAGUCAUGGUGAAGCUGAUGUAUUUACUUUUCCCAAGUUGCUAUGUACUGCUGUUGUCAUAGUAACAGUACACAUCACAUCCAGGUACCAGUCUGCAGAUGACUGUAAUGAAAAGCCCUGGCUAAAGAGAAUUGCAUCUUGGGUUGAUCAGUAUGAAACCUUGUUCCAUCCAGUAUCAUUAGUAAAAUCAAAGAUCAAACAAGUUACAAAGAUUGCUGGUCAAUUUAAUAAACAAAUAGAAUAUACAUACACUUUAGAUAAAAGAACCCAAUGGAAUGACAAGGAAAUCAUUGAUUCUAGUUUUCAAGAAAAUGAUUUAAUAACAAAAGAAACGACAGUUAUAAUCAAUCAGUUAUGUAAUAAAUGGAAUAUUAGAAAGACAAUACAGGAAGUCUUGAACAGAGUAUUUUCACCAUUUGCUGAUUGCAGUGUAUUUAUUGGUGAAAUGUUAAAUAUAAAAAUACAAACUCUUUUUAGAUAUACGGAUUCAGGUUCUGGGAAUCAAGAUGGUGAAAUUAUAAAUUUAUUAUUGAGAAUUGUGACAGAAUGUGAAACUGUGAUUACUCAAGUGUUUACAGCACUUCAAACACGUCAGGAACAAUUAAAAAAUAAAACAUUACGUUCACGGCAGAGAAACAAUCUACAAUCGUUGAUUAAAUGUUGUUUUAUAAUUCACCAGAGUUUACAUUUGAUUGUAUGGUUCACCACAUGUGACCUGGUUACAAUAGAAACAAAGAAAUUUGAAGAAAAAAUCCAUAUAAAGUGUUUAAAGACGGUAUUACAAUUUGCAGAAAAUUUACGAACAUACACAAACUCUGAAAACAACAAAUGGAUGGAAUGUGUUAACUUGUCUAUUAAAACCAUGGAUAAAUUAAAACAAUUUAUAACUUGAUAUAUAAGAGUAUUCCUUUUUUUUUUGUGUGCUUAUAUUAUUUAGUGGAUCAUUUGUACAAAAGUUAGUGAUGUUUCAGUCAGUUUCACAGUUUUCAUUGCAAUUACACUUGUCAAGAUUCAUUAUUAAGAACAGAUAUUUCAAGAUGAUGUGUAUGAAAGAAUAAAUUUUGUUCCUGAUAAAUUCCGUAAUAGGAUGUAAACUAGAAGAAAACAAUAUAAUGACUUUU